GUUUGAGCUGCAGAGCUGCUCGGGGCUCAGGAGGGGGGAAAUUGCUGACUGAAAUUGUUCUUUUGGUGCAAGCCUUGCCAACAAUGCCAGCGUUCCUAAAGAGCCUGGAGAGGUGUUUCCAGCUGAAAUCCUCCACCACCACCAUCGGGAGCCACAGAGGGGCUGACAUCGUCCUGCAGGCUGCAGGGGUAGCAGAUCGUCAUGCAGCCCUGGAAUUCUCCGCCUCAGACAACAGCUUCAUCCUUCAGGACUUCAACUCCCCCCACGGCACCUUUGUCAACAGCUGCCAGGUCCAAAACGCGUCGGUCAGGGUGAGGCCGGGGGACAUCCUGAGCUUCGGCGCCGCGGGAGCGACCUUCCAGCUGGUGCUGGAUGGGGCUGCCCAGAUGUCCUGUCCCCCCUUGAAGCGUCGCAUGGGGUGGAGUGGGCAGCUCCAGGUGGUUGCAGACCCCAAACCCUGGACUCCUGCGUCUCCCCUGUGCCUGCCCUCGCUGCAGGGGCAGCUUCCCCCCGGCUCCCUGGGCACUGGGAGCCCCAGAGCCCCCGGCCCCGUGCCCCAGCUGGUGCUGCCAAGGAGAGCUGCGAGCGCCCGGGACAGAAGCACAGCCAGUGCCACCUCUCUGGACACCUCCAGCAGGACCCCUGUGGUCAGGCCAGUCUCAGCCAGCUUCUCAGGUGAUGGUGCAAGCAGUGUGGGGAGAGCCCCUUCCCUGGGGGCUCCCGAGCAGGGUGAGAAGCUCCUGGAGAAGGAAAUGGGUCACCUUUUUGGAUUGGAAACAGAGUUAAAGGGGAAGGAUGGGCUGAUAAGAGACCUGCAGGAGGAGAUCGCAGCCAUGGCCAAGAAACUGGCCCAGGCAGCAGUGAGGAACGAGGCUGAGCUGACCCAGAAGCUGCUCACCUUCAACCAAGAGCUGGGAGCCCAAACAGAGGAGAUCAAAGCCCUGAGGGAACAGAUCAAUGACCUGAAGAAAGGCUCAAACCAAGUUUUCAGCCAUUCCCUCCAUGAAAGAGACCUGGAGAUCGGGAGGCUGCGGAGAGAAAGUGAGAAGUGGAAGAGGGACCAGGCUUUGACUGCAGGUCUGGUGAGCAACAUGCAAAGAGAACUCCUGCAAAAGGAGCAGAAAAUCCAGCAGCUCCAGCAAGAGACUGAAAAACUGAAUAAGGAAAAUCGAGAGAAGGACAAUCAGCUGGCUUUGGUUUCAGCCAAGAGCUCGAGAAUUAAAGCAGAAACAAGGCGUGAACUCGGAGAGCAAGAACUCAUCUCCUGUAGAAAUCGCCUCGAGGAGCUGGAGCGGGACUUGGAGGGGCUGCAGGGGGAGAUCCGGAAGCAUGAGAGCGUCCAAAAGCAACUGGCUGAGAAAAUCAAGGCAGAGGAGGAGCUGAAGGCAGCCUGGGCCCAGCAGGCAGAGCAGCUGCAGGAGAUGGGGCGCAGGGAGCGCCUGCUGCAAUCUGACGUGCAGAGAGCUGGGGAGCAGCUGGAGUCCUUCAAGACCCGAGUGAUGCAAGUCUGUUGUCCAUCAGCAGCUGGCAGCACAGGGAAACCUGUAACAGAGCAGCAGGUGAUAGAGAAGGUCAGGCAGAUCUCUGAUGAGAACCAGCAAAGCCAUGAAAGAGAGAAGAGUCUGCAGAAGGAAUUAAGCUCCAGGCUCGCAAAGGAGAGAGAGGUGUCUGCAAGCAUCGAGGUGUUCAAGAGCUCCCUGCAGAAGCUCCAGGCUUGCCUGAAGAGGCCCUGCAGCAGUGCCAGCCUGCGAGGGGAGCUGAGGCAGCUGGAGGUGUUGUGCCUGGAUCCCUCUGUCUCAGCCAUCAGGACAGCAGUGGUGGACAUGGCACAUGGUCCCCUGUCCUGGCUGGAGGGUGCAGAGCAGCUCCUGGACAGCGCAGGGAUGGACCUGCACACCUCUAGCAAAGGGCUGUUGGCUGCUCUCGGGAGCUUGUUGGAAAAGAGUCAGGAGAUGGCACAGAGGAAUCAGAUGUUGCAGGAGCAAUUAGAGAAGCUCCAGGAGCUGCAGGCAGAGCUGCUGCAGGAGCACACAAAGGAGCUGGAAGCAAACCAUGAGCAAGACUUACAGAUGAAAAUCCAGCACAUUAUCCUGGAAAAGGACAAGGAGAGCAGACAGAUUCUGGAAAGCGCCGUCACUGAGGAGAAGAACAAAUGCAGGAAGGCUGUGGAGGAAGAACAGAAGAAGAUCCAAGAGUUGGAAAGGCACCUAAGAAGCGUGGCUGAGGCAGCAGCAGAGAAGGCAGAGAAGCAGGAACUGACAGAGGGAAAACUGAGAGAGGCUUUGCACGAGCUGAAGGAAGUCACUGCACAAAAGGCAGUGUUACAGCAGCAGAACCAACAGCUCAGGGCUGCCCAGGAGGAAAAUGAGUUGCAGAGGCAGAAACUGCAAGAAGAGGUAGCAGGAUAUAGGGAGCAGAGCAAGCAGCAUUCCCUGACCAUCUUGGCUUUAGAGGACAGGCUGCUGGAGGCCACUCAGCAGCAGAAGGUGCUGGAGGAGGAAAAGGCAGCACUUGUGGAAAAAAUGGAAGGACUUCAGUGUGAUGCCCACAGCUCAACACCGGGAGCUUGGCUGAAGAUUUGUCCUGCCAUGGAGUCUCAUGCUUGUCUGAGAAAACUGCAGGAGGAGCUGGCAGUGGUGCAGGGCACACUCCUGGAGAAGAAGGCAGUCAUCAGCAGGCUCAGCAGGGAGCUGUCAGAAACCAGAACCAGGAUGUCAGACAUGAGAGGGGAGCUGAGUGAAGAGCAGAAGGUGGAGCUGGAGCACAGCCAGAAGCAGCUGAAACACCGGGAGUGGGAAAUGAACCAGCUCAGAGAAAAGCUAUCCGAGAUGUCCAGCCUUGUGGAGGAGAAGGAUCGGGCCCUGAAAGCAGCAGCUGAAGAGUUAAGCCAAGCCCAAAGGCGCUGCCGGGUGCUGAGGGAUGCUUCCCAACAAACACUGGAGAACAAAGGGGACGCUCCCAGGACACCAGUGCAGGAGCCCCCAUCAGACUUGGCUGAGCUCGGUGCCAAGUGCCAAGGCCUCAGGCACGAGGAAACGAUCCAGCGCCAAAAAGCAGGUCUGGCCGAGCUCCGGGAGAGGGUGAAGGUGCUGGAGAACAGACAGGGCUCAGGUGCUGUGAAGAGCAAUUCAGAGCCACUGGUGGUCCAGAUGAAAGACUUACCAGAGAAAAUAGUCCAACAAAGAGGUCUUGAGCUGGAACCUGCUUCUGUGUUGGGAGAAAAACUGCAGGCUGGCAAGUACCUUGAUGUGAUCGGUGCUCUGGGAAGCCUGGUGGAGAUGAAGGAGCUGUCAGGAAUGCAGCCUCUGCACCUUCCUCAGGAGAGAAGGGCAGAAGUGGGACUGCAGAGACAGAAUGCCCUGGAGCUGUUGUACAAAAAGAUCAGGAACCUCCAGGUUCACCUGGAAAGGAAAGAAGAAGUGCUGAAAAAUUAUGAGGGAACUGUGGAGCAGCUCAGGCAGAGCCAAACUUCCCUGCGAAGGUGCCAGGAGGAGAUGUCCAGGCUGGAAGAUGAAGCCCACAGGGAGGCAGAGGAGAAGGCUCUGCUGCGAGAGGCUCUGGAGAGGACACAGCUCCAGCUGGACCAGGAGAAGAGGCUGCAGCAAGUGGCCAAACGGCACAAGCCUGGAGCCACAAAGACUCUGCUCAGGCCAGCCGAAGGCCGAGGAGUGCAUGGCAGAUGCUGUCAAAUCAGGAAGCUCAUAGGAGCAGCACCACGGGGACCUUCACUAGGUGGUGUUUGCAGUAGGAACAGUCAUCAGUGUGGGCUCUGAGAGGGUGGAGGUGGCAUGAGGUGAGGGUGCAUUUUGAGGAGCUCCUGGGCAUACUGGUGUGACUCUACGAUGUAGGACCUUAUUUUCCCACAGUCCAUGUCCCAUAAAGUGUGGCAGAAUUUAUGGCAGUGGAAAAGGUGGUGAGGAUAUACCCAGGGCACAUGUGUGUGUAUUUGUGUGUGUGAAUACAGCCCUGGGUGUGUGAGGUCAGUUGUGGGGAGUGUGUCCUGUCCUUGCUGAAGUGGCCUCAAGCACAGCGAGCAAUCAUGGCUCGAAAUAUCCCUUGCAACUCCUAUAUCUCCAUCAUGUCACAGGGAAACUGGAACAUAAGGCAUGAUGUAGGACGGAAUUCUGGAGUUCCUGGAACACCCCAGGAAUGCUGGACCUGCCACCGAGGAAGAGGGAAGAAGAGGACCUCUGUCAGCCACACCAGUACUACAGGAGCACGAGGACAAGCUGGGGAGAUGAGAGCAAUGUGCUGGUGGCGGGGGUGGGGUGAUGGCACAAGCUCACUUAUUGAUUUUUGUCCUUACUAAGGGCGAGAGCAGCCCCUGGAUUUUGGGAAGCAGCAGUGUUUUGGGGAGGGAGUCCCUGCAGGCGGUAUGCAGCCCCAGCACAUCAUCCCUGCAGCCAAUCUGCCUCAGCACCGCUCCGAGCAGUCCAUGUGCCGAGUCCUCUUCAGCUGAGCAUAAUUUGGAUGUGAGCAAAGCCCCACUGGGGUUUCUUGGUCUUUAUUUUUUAACAGGAUAAAAAAGGUCUGGAAGCAACACAGAGGGCUGCAGCAGGCUGAUGCAGGGCUGCAUCCUCUCUGGGCAGCGAAGCACCCACAUGUGCACAGUGGCCAGUCCCUAGUGGGGCCCUGGGCGUUGGUGUGGCCUGGUUUUCCUGCUCCAUGUGCUGGGAGAAGCCGGAUGCUUCCCUGUCUGUAUGCCUGGGUUUACUCUGGGGCAAGACAUGACCUUGUAUGCUUGUGUACAUUAAAGGUGCUGCCGUGGGCAUCCUCUGCAGGUGUAUCUGUGUGGAGAUGAUGCUGGGCUGCUCCAUGACUGUGUGUGUCCUCCCCAUGCCACCCUUGCCAAAUUCUGGGUCAGGAAUGGACGGAGUUGGCAAGAGCACAGGUGGUUGUGAGUGUACCACACUCCCCAUCUCCCCGUACCCUCCUUCGAGCCUAUGGACUCAUAGACAUGGGUUGGUUUGGGACCCUAAAGGUGGUGUUGAUUUAUUAAAAAGAUAUGGAUAUUGAUCUAGUAUCGAUAUCCAACUGUGACAGACAAAAACUCUCUAACAGUU
Taeniopygia guttata (zebra finch) is the source of this 5063-nucleotide messenger RNA. The record is from RefSeq and is a predicted model, not a curated record. Lineage: Eukaryota; Metazoa; Chordata; Aves; Passeriformes; Estrildidae.